AUGACAACACCCAACCUUCCUCCCGCGUGGCUUGUACAUGUGACUACUUUCCUUCAGUCCGCCGAAGUUCAGGCCAAGGUGGCCCGCCUCCGCGCAGAGACCCGCGAACUGUACGCCGAGAUAGGCAGGUUCGCAGCCAUCAACGGGCCCUUCAUCGCAGCGGGCGGUGAUCCACAUAAGCUCCCAAACCCAUGGUACCUCACACCUGCGCGCCUAGACAGCAUCUUACGCCUCUAUUACGGACUGAAGCCCCACGACCCCUCUGUCGCGGCCAUCUCCUUCGGUGAGUACUUUGGGAGCGUCAACGAAGUCGCCAACGGAGUACCAAUCGGCAUCGUCGUCAAUGAAUUCACCAUCUAUUCUCGGGCCGCCAACCAGGAUGAGGUCAUCCAGAUGAUCAAGUGCAUCAAUGACUCCGAGUCCUUCGGUGAAGGUGGCACAGGUCUCCCCGUUCACAGCGAGGAAGAGCUCAAGUUCAACAUGAUCUGGAAACUUACCCGUUAG
Molecule: messenger RNA, 504 nt
Organism: Alternaria ethzedia
Lineage: Eukaryota; Fungi; Ascomycota; Dothideomycetes; Pleosporales; Pleosporaceae
Exons: 2
Coding region: 1-504 (167 amino acids)
Source: RefSeq, a predicted model, not a curated record